Hypoxylon trugodes is the source of this 1623-nucleotide messenger RNA. RefSeq names its product amidase. Lineage: Eukaryota; Fungi; Ascomycota; Sordariomycetes; Xylariales; Hypoxylaceae. The transcript has 8 exons. The coding region runs from base 1 to 1623 and encodes 540 amino acids. The record is from RefSeq and is a predicted model, not a curated record.
AUGGUGGACACUCCAAACACAUGGCAGGACAAGGUCCGCUCGAAGCGCGAACCUCAAGCACAAGCAUUGGCUAUCGCUUCAGAUGAUAACCUUCGAGAACUCGACCUCAGCGUGGUAGACAUUGAUGAUAUCACAACACUGGUCGGUCGCAUAUCCUCGGGCGAACUAAAGUCAGAAGCUGUAACCCGAGCAUACAUUCACAAGUUUAGUAGCGACUUGGCUAUUGCAGCACAUAAUCAAACAAAUUGUUUCACCGAAAUCCUCUUCCAAGACGCUUUGCAACGCGCCCGUGAGCUCGAUAAUUAUAGAAUAAAGCAUGGGAAUGUCAUUGGACCAUUACAUGGCGUUCCCAUCACUAUAAAGGAUCAAUUCAAUGUAAAGGGCUAUGAUAGUACACUCGGAUACGUUGGUCGCACAUUCAACCCCGCAACCGAGGAUGCCGUCCUAGUCGAUAUGCUCAAGAAGCUUGGUGCCGUUGUAUUGGCUAAAACCAAUCUUCCUCAAAGCAUAAUGUGGUGCGAAACUGAAAAUCCUCUUUGGGGACUUACCACGAAUCCACUAUGCAGUGAUUAUACUCCUGGAGGCUCAACUGGGGGCGAGGCAGCACUCUUAGCCCUUCAUGGUAGUCUCAUUGGUUGGGGGACAGAUCUUGGUGGUAGUAUUCGAAUGCCUGCCCAUAUGAUGGGUUUAUAUGGAUUAAAACCAAGCAAUUCGCGCCUUCCGUACCAUGGCGCACCAGUAUCAACGGAAGGCCAAGAACACGUCCCCUCGGCUGUAGGGCCACUAGCACGAAAUCUGCCGUCAUUGACCUUAGUUAUGAAAGAGCUGAUCCAAAUAAAGCCCUGGGAACGCGAUGCUCGAUGUGUACCUUUAUCGUGGAGAGACGAGAUUUUCCAGGAAUUUAAGGCUAAGCCCCUGACUAUCGGCUUGCUUAUUGAUGACGGGGUAGUCCGACCGCACCCACCUAUUAAUAGAGUGCUACUAUCAGUGGUGGAAAAGCUUCAAGCAGCCGGUCAUGACAUUGUCGAAUGGAAUGCCGACCUUCACGCUGAGUGUAUUCAGGUCAUGGAUGAAUUCUACACUGUUGACGGUGGCGAAGACAUUCGCCGCGAUGUCCUCGCGGGGGGUGAACCUUUCCUCCCCCACGUGGAAGUAUUAAUUAACAAAGGUCAACCCAUUUCCGUGUACGAUUACUGGCAGCUGAACAAGCGCAAGUUGGUACUUCAACAGGAAUACCUCAACAAGUGGAAUGGACUCAUAUCCCCCCGGACAGGGGCACCGGUUGAUGUUAUAAUAAUGCCAACCAUGCCUCAUACCUCUGUGCCUCAUCGUUCGUGUCGAUGGGUAGGAUACACAAAAAUAUGGAAUGUGCUGGACUAUUCAGCUUUAAUAAUCCCAGCGGGUAAAGCUACAUCUGCCGAUAAUGAAGCGCCGUGGAACUAUGCACCAAGGAAUGUAUUGGAUGGGUGGAAUUCUGGACUAUGGACACGACAUAAGGAGAAGAUGAUCGAACUUGGCCUACCAGUUGGCGUGCAAAUUGUAGGGAGAAGACUGGAGGAAGAGAAAAUACUGGCGAUUGGUACCGUUAUCGAUGAAUUACUUCAGCAAACCAACAUUGCUUAG